GUUCGCCGCUGGAUUUGGAUAAAAUGUGUGUGACGUUUUUAGCGACCUUGGAUGCGGAGAGGAAGGUCGUGGUCAAGUUUGUCGAUCGUUGUAGUGAGGAGGUGCACAGGUUCAAUUUGGCGGGGCUUGAGCUGGCGCCGGGGAUUCUCUAUGUUGGGCCAAUUGGCGAGUCGUACGGCAAGCUGCGGAUAGUCGUUACUAUGGAGUACAUCCAAGGUCGAACACUCGUGGCUGAAUAUCGUGAUGGACCACCGUCAAGAAGGCUGUCAAGGAGGGUCUCGAUGCACUAAGACUUGGUUUAUGGAGAUCUUCGUAGGCAAAAUAUCAUGAUUGCCGAUGAAGAGAACCGGGAAGGUUGGAGAGGUGAGAUAUCCGCUUCAUUUGGCCUCUUGCAUAUCCGAGGUCUCUGGCGCACUGGAGUAUGAUCUCUAGACUCGCUAGCCAGUCGAC
Molecule: messenger RNA, 450 nt
Organism: Desarmillaria tabescens
Lineage: Eukaryota; Fungi; Basidiomycota; Agaricomycetes; Agaricales; Physalacriaceae
Exons: 1
Coding region: 24-290 (88 amino acids)
Source: RefSeq, a predicted model, not a curated record